AACACACUGCUGUCAUGCAAAGAAAAGUGAUGAUAGAGGAAGUAUUUUCGGUCGUAAAGUUAAGUUUGUUUCCAUGUUGGAGUUGGCCUCUGCCAAAAGAUGCUACAAAAUUUCAAUUGCUCUCUGUGAAACUGUACUACUGUUUGUGUAUAAUUGUGGAAAUAAGCUUAAUACCACCGUUGAUAUAUGGUAUCAAAAAUAAUCUUGAUGAUCCUACAACCUUAGUACAACAAGUUCUUGUAAUGAGCAGCCUUCUUCACACCAUUUCUAACUUUAUUUUUUAUAUGAUUAAUUACCAUCGUAUACAGAAUGUUACUUUUGAGAUGAUACAUUUUACCAGCUUCAUGAAACCACAUGAAGAAGUUUUAAUUCAACGAUACAUUGACAAAUGUGUGGUGUAUCAUGGUAUAUCUAUAUUUAUUUUCUAUUCGAUUACAUUAAUAACUCUAGCAAUACCUUUUGUAACGGAACAGACAUUUCCAAUACUAGCCAAAUAUCCAUUUGAUGUGUUUUAUCAACCGCUAAAAACAGUAAUCUAUAUAAAUCAAUCUAUGGCCGGAAUAUUGGUAUCAGGACAACUAUGUACGAAUAUUUAUAUGGCCCUGUUGCUCUGGUUUGCAUCGGCAAGAAUUGAGAUACUAAGCACAGAAUUUGAGAGAGUUACAAAUAUCUAUGAGAUGUACAAGUGUAUUAAAAAACAUCAAGAAUUACUGGAAUAUUCAACAGAAGUUGCUCGUGUUGCUCGUCCUUUCGUGUUUGCAUCCGUAUGUUGCAGUAUAACUUCCAUAAUAGCAAGUUUUCUGUUGUUUAUUACGAAACAGCCUACAGUAAUACUAAUACAGUAUUUCGGAUUAAGUGCGGCAUGUAUAUCAGAAGUAUUUAUGUAUAACUGGCCAGGAGAACAUUUGAUGUUUACGUGCCAUGACAUCGGACAAGUAGUGUUCUCGAAUAUUCUCGAAAACAGUCAUCUAACUAAUUUCAUUGAUAUAUGGAAAUGUCUACAAAUUAUUAUAAUGAGAAGUCAAAAACCAGUAAAGAUUUCAAUACCUUGUUUUAUACCCGCAUUAUCUCUUAAUUAUUUUACAUCGUACCUUUCUACUAUAUUCUCCUAUUUUACAACACUGCGAGUGAUGAUGAACGACAAUAAUUAAAUGUAAACUACAUAUGCACUGAAAAUAUUUGCUUUACACGAGUAAUGUUUACACAGAAAACAAUUUCUCUGUUGUGACGUAUAGUUAAUUAUUAUAAUUUAUUUUACAUGUUACAAUAUCUUUUGAUUCUAUUCUUGUAUCUUACAAAAUACUGCGCGUAAUAAUAGAUAAUACUCAAUAUUUUACAUAAACAAUUAUCUAAUAUUUGUAUGAAGAAAAGUUGUUGUAUUACGUUCACGCGCACUUAAAAUUGAUACAACCAAUUAAUACCGAUAAUAUUGUCAAUUAAUUGACAAUAUUAAUUAAUAAUAUUAACAUUAUUGCCGUGACCCUGUGGAGUCGGUCGUGAAAAUGAUACUACGUUUUACGCCUCAUAUGCAUAAAAUUGUAUAAUAUGGUGAUAUAAUAAAAUGAUAUAUA
This is a messenger RNA of Vollenhovia emeryi, 1571 nucleotides long. RefSeq lists its product as uncharacterized. Gene Ontology annotation, biological process: detection of chemical stimulus involved in sensory perception of smell; sensory perception of smell. The coding region runs from base 15 to 1151 and encodes 378 amino acids. Lineage: Eukaryota; Metazoa; Arthropoda; Insecta; Hymenoptera; Formicidae. Gene Ontology annotation, cellular component: plasma membrane. The transcript is spliced from 6 exons. The record is from RefSeq and is a predicted model, not a curated record. Gene Ontology annotation, molecular function: olfactory receptor activity; odorant binding.